Aaosphaeria arxii CBS 175.79 is the source of this 1893-nucleotide messenger RNA. RefSeq names its product GMC oxidoreductase. Gene Ontology annotation, biological process: secondary metabolite biosynthetic process. Bases 1 to 1893 code for a protein of 630 amino acids. The transcript is spliced from 3 exons. Lineage: Eukaryota; Fungi; Ascomycota; Dothideomycetes; Pleosporales. Gene Ontology annotation, molecular function: flavin adenine dinucleotide binding; oxidoreductase activity, acting on CH-OH group of donors. The record is from RefSeq and is a predicted model, not a curated record.
AUGGCACGACUAUUGCUUUUGGCGCAAGCCACAGUUGCGCUGCUCUCUACUCCAACAUUGGCUCACAUACCACGAGGCGUGAACAUCAAACGACAUAUCACCGAGCUUGAAUCACACUACGACUACAUCAUCGCAGGUGGUGGGACUUCGGGCUUAACCGUCGCUGACAGACUCACUGCCGCCUUUCCCAGCCGUUCUGUUCUCGUUGUCGAAUACGGCCAGCUAGUUAACGACACUGCCAUCUUACAACCCGCUGCAACCGUUCCAAAUCCUCGAUAUGCCUUCCAAAUCCUAUCGCAGAAAGAGCCUGGCCUCAACAAUCGCAGUUUUACCGUCACCGUAGGUAAGAUCGUCGGCGGUUGCAGCGCCAUCAACGCGCAGAUGUUCGAUCGUGGCAGCGCAGCAGACUACGAUGCCUGGGGAGAUGUCGCCGGCGAGGGCUAUCGCGAAGCGGGCUGGUCCUGGGCUGGACUCCUACCUUACUUCAAAAAGAGCACAACGUUUACCCCACCGACGAAGGAUGUUGCGGAGAAGUACGACUAUACUUACGACAUGGAUGCCGCGUGGGGAGGCGAUGGGGGCAUUCAGGCUGUUUACCCGCCUUUCCAAUGGCCUGGCGAGAAAAUCAUACGACAUGCGUGGAACGAACUUGGUGUACCCACCCAAAAGGAAGGAUCUGGAGGUGAUGCCUUCGGUGUGAUCUGGUUCCCCAGUUCCCAGGAUGCUCAGACUCAGACUCGAUCAUAUGCGAGAACUGGACACUACGAUAAUGUUGCUAAUCGAUCGAAUUACCAUCUGCUGGUUGGCCAUGCAGUCAAUGAUCUUGUUUUGGCUGAGGCAAGUAGUGGUGAAGAACAAUGGGAAGCUCGCGGCGUUCGCAUCCAAGCAGUCGAUGGAAAGAAUGCUUCCGUUAUUACGAUUACGAGCGACCAAGAGGUCAUACUUGCGGCUGGCGCUGUUCAUACCCCAGGUAUCCUUCAACGUAGUGGCAUCGGUCCAAAAGAUGUUCUUGGUGCAGCGAAUAUCCCCGUUCGACUUGAGCUUCCCGGUGUAGGGCAGAACUUCCAGGAUCAUGCAAUGACGAAUCUCUUCUAUAACUUGACUACAAAUAUUGAACCGAACCAAAUGUCGUUGUUCAUGAACCGUACCUUGAUGGAACAAGCGCGUCGAGAAUAUGCACAGAACAAAACAGGGCCUUUUACACUAAGCGGGGGAAACAGCGGUGCUUUUCUUCCACUAUCUACGCUGUCCAAUAACUCUCAGGCAAUUAUCAACGCUCUCAAAGCGCAAAGUCCGUCCUCUUAUCUUUCAAACACAACACAUCCUACGGUGCUUGAAGGUUAUUCGCAUCAACUGGAAGCGAUGAAAGAUCUUCUCUCAUCCAACGAAGCUGCCGUCUUCGAAUAUCCCAUCGGCGCAGGAGCAAUGGUCGCCUUCCUCAAGCCUCUCUCCCGAGGCACAGUGAACAUCAAUCCUGCAAACCCAACCGCGGAGCCUCUGGUCAGCUAUCGAACUUUUACUAAUCCUCUGGACGUCAAACUCUACACCGAAGGCGUCAAGAUCUUCCGUCGCCUGUACACAACACCCUCUGCUAAGACUCUCGGGCCUGUAGAGCUCACCCCCGGUGCGGCAGUCCAGACAGAUGCGGAGUGGGAAACGUGGCUGAAGAGGAGUGUGUCGCCUAGCUUCUAUCAUCCUGUCGGCACGACAGCCUUGGGACCCAAGAGCCGAGGAGGUGUUGUGGGUCCGGAGUUGAAGGUACAUGGAGUGGGAAAUCUUAGGGUAGUUGACGCAGGUAUCAUGCCGCUUAUUCCUGGAACGCAUACUAGCUCGACGGUGUAUGCUGUUGCGGAGAAAGCAGCAGAUCUUAUCGUCAAGGACGGAAGAGACUGA